This is a messenger RNA of Pseudo-nitzschia multistriata, 2129 nucleotides long. The record is from the annotation of a GenBank genome assembly. NCBI's taxonomy places the organism in Eukaryota, Bacillariophyta, Bacillariophyceae, Bacillariales, Bacillariaceae.
AACGGGAGUUGUGCGCGAAGGCAUUUUCAACUCUUAACAGAAAAAGGUACUGAUGUGUCCUUGUCGUGUCAACUGAUAUCAUGGAUAUCGAUGCAUGAAUGAGUGAGUGAACUCAAUGUUGAGUGUGAAUCAAUCUCUGAGCAACAGAAGCAACAAUCAACGCCAAACACCGACUAGACACGAAAACAACAUAUAUCUGUUUUUACAUCUAAUCAUCGAUUGUUCAAACGAAGAAUCAACACAUUUGUAGAGUAGUGUCAACAAAAUACUGCGGGUAUUUUCACAGAAGAAGGGAACAUUGUUUCGACAAAACAAAUACUGAGUCAUGAAAUUUACUAUCGGAUGCAUGCCGCUACUGCUAGCGCUCUCGGACGUCAAUGUUGAUGCCUUUGCGCCCUCAAAAUUGGUCAACACCGCUGUCAAGUCCAGUACAGCCCGGGCCUUUUCUCCCAUGGACCCGACUUCUUUUCAGGAACUCCCCCACCACGUCCAGUCCAUCCAGGACUUUAUGUCCACCCUUUCCGUAGCGGACGUCGAUGUUGGCGCCGGAAUCGAACAGGUCGCCACCCAGGUUGCCACCACCGUCGAUCCCGCCACUGCCGAGGUCGCCACCGAAGCCGCGAAGUCGAAUGGCUGGUUCGGCUUCCUAACAGGACCCACAGAGGCCUUCCUCGAGAUCAUCCACAGCGUGCUCGUUGGUGUAGGACUCAACAGCAACGCCUGGGGUAUCUCUAUCAUUGCCCUGACCCUAUCCAUCAAAUUGUUGACAUUCCCCCUCACAAAAAAACAGCUGGAAAGCACCCAAAAAAUGCAGGUAUGUGUGUCCCUAUUUUGUUGUUGUUGUUGUGCGGAAAUCAUAUCAUGAUUUCUUUCGUCGUUUCAAUUCACUCAUGGCACAUUAUUCUAUUAUUUCCUUCUGACUCCAAACCGAUUCGUUCGAUUGCGUCAAAUCGACUCGAUUCCCAACUGAAAGGCUCUGCAACCAUCUUUGAAAGAGGUUCAGGCCAAAUACCAGAGCAAUCCAGAGGUCAUGAACCAAAAGAUUGCCGAGCUCUACCAAACUAACAACGUGAAUCCCCUCGACGGUUGCAUUCCAAGUCUUGUCCAGAUUCCCGUAUUCAUCGGUCUCUACCGUGCGGUCCUCGAUCUUGCCACCGAUAAUGUGCUCGACGAACCGUUCCUGUGGUUGUCUAGUCUCGAGGGUCCUACGUACGGAACCGAUCCCACCAAGGGGUCUGCCUGGUUGUUCGACAACUGGGUCAACGGAGCUCCCUCUCUUGGAUGGGACGAGACGGUUUCGUUCUUGGUCCUUCCCGUUUUCUUGGUCGUUUCUCAGUUCGCAUCGAUGGAGUUGAUGACUCCCAAGGAGCAAAAAGAUCAGCAGCCAUCCUUCCUGAAGGUGUUGCCACUGAUGAUUGGUUAUUUCUCCCUGAACGUUCCCUCCGCCCUCUGUGUGUACUGGGUCACAAACAAUAUUGUCACCACCGCCUCUUCGCUCAUCAUCCGCAACAGCCUGAAAAUGGAGCCCGCCGCGGUCGUCGCUUCGGAAGCCACGGCAGCGGCCCCCGCCAACCCCAACGUGUUCACCCCCCCUACCAUUCGCGAGAAACCCGCCGGAUUUGGAGAAGCGGCCCCCUCUGCCUCCGUAGACGGUGUUACCCCCAUCACCGGCUCGGGUGAUGUCGUUGAUGUCGAGGUCGUCUCGGAGAUUUCUUCGAACGUUGAAGCCGCUGGAGAAGGCAUGUCGGCUCCCAAGAGCAAGAAGGUGAGCGUUGUCUUUUCGAGUCGUGAUUGAUUUAUCUUUUUUUUUUUUUGGUGUCUGACCGCAUUUUGAAACUGUUAUUUCGUUCCAGCGCGGAGGCAAGAAGAAGAAGAAGAGAAGAAAGAACUAAAUGAAGCCUGAAUAAAAAACUAAGUAGCAUCCGUGCCCGAGCAAACGAAAACCUGAUUGUUUCUCUUUCCAAACGAAUUCUUCUGUCUAAUAACUACAAUGCUGUAUCACCAAAGAGCGCUCGUUCAAACAAUCAAAAAUGGGAUCACACAAGCAAUGCUGUUGCGAGGGCUCGAAGAUUGUUAUGAAUAGUAUGCAGGCCAUGAUUAUUUAAUUUUUAUAAAGCCUCUUGAGUUUU